GCACUCUCUUUUCUCUACCCCAAGUGGGAGGAGCUCCCGGAGGUUCCAGUCAAGCGGAAAUCGCCAACACCAGAAAGCUUUUCAAAAGUGUCGGGAUCCCGAGGAGUUCUCCAGAAGCAAGAGGAGGAGCUGCCCGGAGAACUUGUGGUUCUGGAAGAGGAAGCAGCAGAGGAAAGUUCCUGAACCCCUUCUAAGUGCCGAGACCGCGCUGAAAACCCAGCGAACAGAGAGGCAUAGGGUCGACAGCCGUGACCCAGAGGAGAGCCUGUUAUUUUGUGUUUUCUAGCGCUAGCCUGCGCCAGGGGUGGGAGAAAAGAGAGACCGGGAAAGGCUCGAAGGCAACCCGGGACUAAAGACAGAGGCUCUUUUCCUAUAGCGGAGGUGAGGGAGCUGUCCCCGGCCUCUGGUGCUGAAAGGUCCUACCGCUGUGGAAGAAUGUUCGAGGAACACUGAACACUCAAGAAACUUCUGUUGGCUUCUGUUGUCCAAGGAGCAAGCGGGAGGUGGUCAAAAGGCUACCCUUUAGCACGUUACGGCCUACAGGUCUGAAUCUGAACUCACAAAUUUGUUCCCAUCUAGAACCCUCAAUUCCAUGUGCAAAAGGUCAAGGGAUGACCAAACUCUACAGCAAGUCCAAAGAAAUGGCCGAGCUCAUAUCAUCUCAACCAUGGAUAGAUGAAGCCCUAAGCUCCCAAGAUGAGAUGAAGGAAGAAGAUAGCAGGCAAGCCUCCUAUGGGAUACUUGCUGGACUUAAUGAAGAGCAUGACAGUAUUGAGGAGGAGGAGGAGGAGGAGGAAGAUGGUGGGAAGCCAAAAAGAAGGGGCCCAAAGAAGAAGAAGAUGACCAAGGCAAGAAUGGAGAGGUUCAGGGCCCGCCGGGUGAAGGCUAAUGCCCGGGAGCGAACACGGAUGCAUGGGCUCAAUGAUGCUCUGGAUAACCUUAGGCAGGUGAUGCCCUGCUACUCCAAGACACAGAAGUUGUCCAAAAUUGAGACACUCAGACUUGCCAGGAACUAUAUAUGGGCUUUGUCAGAGGUCCUGGAAAGUGGGCAGACUCCAGAAGGGAAAGGUUUCGUCGAGAUGCUAUGUAAAGGUUUGUCCCAACCAACCAGCAACUUGGUGGCUGGCUGCCUGCAGCUGGGACCUCAAACCCUGUUCUUGGAGAAACAUGAGGAGAAAAGCCCUGUCUCUGACUCAGCUGUGCCCAGCCACAGUUUUUCUUACCAGUCUCCUGGGCUGCCCAGUCCACCGUACGGAAACAUGGAGGCCCACCUUGUACACCUAAAGCCUCCCACAUUCAAAAGCCUUGUGGAUCCGUCCUUUGGCAACCACCACCAAGACUGCACAUCUCCGGCAUAUGAGGGCCCCUUGACACCUCCCCUGAGCAUCAGCGGAAAUUUCUCCCUAAAGCAAGAUGGUUCUCCAGACCUGGAAAAAUCAUACAGCUUCAUGACCCACUACCCAUCUGUUAGCUUGAGCAGCACUCAUGGGCACAGCUCUCAUUUCUCAACCUCAGUGCCCAGGUAUGAUAUCCCCAUAGAUAUGAGCUAUGACUCCUAUCCUCAUCAUGUGGUUGGGGCCCAGCUCAAUGCAAUAUUCAGUGAAUAACCCAAGAAGAUGAAUCCCCUCAUGGAUUAAAGGAAUAUGAUCCUUUGUAGAGAUGGUGUGACAUCAGUAGAAUUAAUACUGUGAAAAGGAGUUUACUUGCUCUACUAUGAUCAGACUAGUUUCAUGGGCAGUCACACCGCAUUCCUCUGAGCACAAACAUAUUUUAGUUGUGUUGGUUUAUGGGCUUUCAGACAGGUCCCCAUUCCUAAUGUGCAGCUCCAAGUUUCUUCAUGGUUUUUGCAUUUAGGAUGCAGACACAACAUUUACAGUUAACAAUGGAGCUGAUUUGGAGUACCCUCAUUGCAUCCACUACAAACAUCCCCCCCCCUUUCCAGGGUCAAACACUGGAAUGAAAACGGCUCUGCAUGUUUUCAGCAGAAGCUGGCAGUGGGUGGUGCUGAUUAACUAUCACCCAUGACAUCACCAUUACACCACCAUAUUCAGUUCCCAAAGCAGCCUUGCAAAUGCAGUUAAAAAGUUUCUUUUUUAAAAAAAAGGUGGAUUGUUAAUAUAUAAAUUAAUAUGAGUACAUAAAAUAAAAGUUGGAAAGCCCACUCAAUGCAAUGGGGAGAGGCAGGCAGCUGACUGAUUAAGCCAAUGUUAUUUCUGCCAAGCAAACUAGAGUCAGAGUCACACCACAGGCAAAGAAACUGUUGUGUCUUCUCUUUCUUCACAUUUAGAUUUGCCAUUUUGCCCUAAACUGAGUGUUCAGUGCUUCCACACAAAUCUGCAGAACACACUGCCAUGAAACCAGGCACAAAGCUGGUAUAAAAAGUGUGGUGUAGGGCUUAUGCAAAAGCCUGGGAAAUGGGAAGGCAAAGUAUUAUUAUCAUAGUGCAUCUGUCUUCCUGACCUUUCUCUUCCCCUUCCUUUCACCUCUCUAAAUCAAGGAUGGGGAACCCAGGGCCAUCCAGAUGCUAGAGUUCAGUUUCCUUCAGCCUCAGACAGCAUGGCCAGUGGUCAAGGAUGAUAGGAGUUUUAGUCCAGUGAUAUUAGAGGGGCACAGGCUCCCCAUGCUUGCUCUAAAUAAUAGACUGCAGCAGGGGAUAGAGUAGUAUCUACAUGGGACCUUAGGGUGAUGGGGGUGGGUAAUACAAUGAAAUAAAGACAAGUGCAGCAACCCUUUUUGAUUUAUGGCUCCCCCAUAAAAUUCCUAUGAGGAGGGAAAUAUAAAUCUAUGACCGUUGCCCCUGCCCUGGUGCAAAACUUACCACCAGCUCUAACAGAGGUGUGUGAGACACCUAUUCCUUUCCCCCUGCUGCUUUAUGCUUAUUAAACUUAUCACAAUUCUUUAGACUCACCUAGAUCAGCCUUUCAGAUGUUUCACUUCCAAAGGCACCUCCAUUUUGACCUUGAUUUUUGUAGUAAGACAAAAUCAAUGCCAGCCCUAAAGAAAGUGGCGA
Molecule: messenger RNA, 3010 nt
Organism: Podarcis raffonei (Aeolian wall lizard)
Lineage: Eukaryota; Metazoa; Chordata; Lepidosauria; Squamata; Lacertidae
Gene: NEUROD4
Product: neuronal differentiation 4
Exons: 3
Coding region: 612-1607 (331 amino acids)
Biological process (GO): regulation of DNA-templated transcription; nervous system development
Molecular function (GO): protein dimerization activity
Source: RefSeq, a predicted model, not a curated record